Helianthus annuus (common sunflower) is the source of this 492-nucleotide messenger RNA. RefSeq names its product cytochrome b-c1 complex subunit 9. The transcript is spliced from 3 exons. The record is from RefSeq and is a predicted model, not a curated record. Gene Ontology annotation, biological process: mitochondrial electron transport, ubiquinol to cytochrome c. Lineage: Eukaryota; Viridiplantae; Streptophyta; Magnoliopsida; Asterales; Asteraceae. Bases 107 to 322 code for a protein of 71 amino acids.
AUAAAUAGGGUAAAGGAAGCAACGAGCGAGAGCCAUCAUCGCCCCUUUGACGAAAAGAAGCAUUCAUCUUCCUCCUCUUCUUCUUCCCAUUUCCGUCAACAACACCAUGAGUUCGGCAGCUCGUAGAAGCGGUGGACUUUUCGAAGGACUGUACAAAGUCCUCAUGCGCCGUAACUCCGUUUACGUCACUUUCGUCAUCGCCGGCGCUUUUCUCGGUGAACGGGCGGUGGACUACGGAGUUCAUAAGCUCUGGGAGAACAACAAUAUUGGGAAACGGUAUGAGGACAUUCCGGUUCUUGGACAGAGACCAACCGAGGAAUGAGACGAGCAUAUGUCUUGAUUACCUUUUGUGAUUGUUUUGUCGUCUUUUCAAGAUUCUAGAAGAGGCCAUAUGAAACUUUUAAUAAGUAUGUAUGUUUGUUCAUGUUGUGAGAUUGUUUACCAAAUUCACUAAAUGCUGCAUCUUUUAAAUGGUUUUUGGGCAUGGUUUUA